Molecule: messenger RNA, 729 nt
Organism: Priapulus caudatus
Lineage: Eukaryota; Metazoa; Priapulida; Priapulimorpha; Priapulimorphida; Priapulidae
Product: cytochrome b-like
Exons: 1
Biological process (GO): respiratory electron transport chain
Cellular component (GO): membrane
Molecular function (GO): electron transfer activity
Source: RefSeq, a predicted model, not a curated record
ACAAAGGUGUGGAAUGAGCAUUUGGCGGAGUAUUACACGCCUAAAAACUUUAAUUUUUGGUACUUCUUUGGCUCAUUAGCCAUGUUGGUGUUGGUUAUUCAGAUCGUCUCGGGGAUCUUUUUAACCAUGCACUAUAAGCCUGAUACGGCGUUUGCUUUUGCCUCGGUUGAAUACAUCAUGCGUGAUGUGCCGGGUGGGUGGUUCAUACGCUAUAUGCAUUCCGUAGGCGCUACGAUGUUCUUCAUUGUUGUCUACCUACACAUGUUUCGUGGUUUGAUUUAUGGCUCUUUUAAAGGUCCGCGGGAACUUGUGUGGCUGAUAGGUAUGGCGAUUUAUCUAGCGUUAAUGGCGGAAGCGUUCAUGGGGUACUUGUUACCAUGGGGUCAGAUGUCAUUUUGGGGUGCUCAGGUAAUUAUCAACUUGUUUAAUACCAUACCUUAUAUUGGUGAUGUUGUUUCAACCACUAUUCGUGGUGAUUUCGUUAUUUCUGAUCCUACCUUAAACCGUUUCUUUGCUUUCCACGUUGUUGCAGUACCUCUUGUUUUAGUGGGUUUGGUCUUUGUACAUAUCGUUGCUUUGCAUGUGGUUGGUUCUAACAACCCUGAUGGUGUUGAGAUUAAGAAAAAUAAAGACGAGAAAGGUGUUCCAUUAGACGGCAUUCCCUUCCAUCCUUAUUUCACUGUUAAGGAUAUUAUGGGCGUUGUGGUAUUCCUGAUUGUAUUCUUUGCU